GCUCAUUGUAAACAUUGCCUGGCGCUGCUUAAAGAUCACGCUUCUUCAAGUUUGAUAAAAUGUCGGAAAUAUCAGAAGAAAACAUUAAGAAAGCAGAGGAAAUUAAAAGCGAAGCCAAUGAGUAUUUUAAAAAACAGCAGUAUGACAAGGCCAUAGAACUUUAUACAGAGGCGAUAGAACUGAACAACACUGUAGCUGUCUAUUAUGGAAAUCGCAGCUUUGCAUACUUGCGUACAGAAUGUUUUGGCUAUGCUCUUCAGGAUGCUUCCAAGGCCUUGGAACUUGAUAAAAACUAUGUUAAGGGUUACUAUAGAAGAGCUUCAGCUUACAUGUCACUUGGAAAAUUUAAGCUUGCCCUUAAGGAUUAUGAAACAGUUACAAAGACACGUCCAAAUGAUAGAGAUGCUAAGGUGAAGUACAACGAAUGCCAGAAAGUUGUGAAGAUGCUCAUGUUUCAGAAGGCCAUUGCUGUGGAUGAUGAUAAAAAAUCUAUUGCAGAAGCUAUAAACUUGGAAUCUAUGGUCAUAGAAGAUGAUUAUGUUGGACCAAGACUUGAGGAUGGAAAGGUGACUGAACAUUUUAUGAAAGAAUUAAUGGAAUAUUAUAAAGCUCAGAAGAAACUCCAUCGGCAAUAUGCAUACAAGAUAUUGCUAGAUGUGAAAGAACACUUGAUGAAGCAGCCAACAUUGGUUGAUGUCACCAUUCCUGAGGAUGCAAAGUUCACUGUGUGCGGUGACAUUCAUGGCCAGUACUACGAUCUCAUGAACAUUUUUGAACUGAAUGGUCUACCAUCAACCACAAAUCCCUAUCUGUUUAAUGGAGACUUUGUUGAUAGGGGUUCAUUUUCUGUUGAAUGUAUAUUUGUAUUAUUUGGUUAUAAGCUACUCCUACCUAACCAUUUCUUCAUGUCUAGAGGAAAUCAUGAAAGUGUAACUAUGAAUCAGAUGUAUGGGUUUGAAGGGGAAGUUAAGGCUAAAUACACAGCACAGAUGGCAGAACUCUUCACUGAAGUAUACAACUGGCUGCCUCUUUGUCACUGCUUGAAUUCCAGGGUUUUGGUAAUGCAUGGAGGUCUGUUUUCCUCAGACAAUGUAACCUUAGAUGACAUCAAAGCCACAGACAGGAACCGACAGCCUCCAGAAGAAGGAAUCAUGUGUGAGCUGCUGUGGAGUGACCCCAUGCCAGCAAUGGGGAGAGCUCCAAGCAAGAGAGGUGUGGGGAUCCAGUUUGGGCCAGAUGUCACUAAGAAGUUCCUAGAAAAGAAUAACCUGGAAUAUGUUAUACGUUCCCACGAAGUUAAAGCAGAGGGGUAUGAAGUUGCUCAUGAUGGAAAAUGCAUAACAGUAUUUUCUGCACCUAAUUACUGUGAUACCAUGGGGAACAAAGGUUCUUUCAUAACCCUGAGUGGGAAAGACAUGAAACCAAGAUAUACAACGUACCAGGCUGUGCCACAUCCACCUGUGAAGCCAAUGGCAUAUGCCAAUUCCAUCCUAAGUUUGUUUAGUUAGGGAACAAUACUCUUUGUAGUCCAUUAGUCCAACAUAGUGUAUGAAUAUGCUGGAAUUGUUAAUUGGUGCAAGUUAGAGGACACAGAAUAAUAUAUCUGCCCAUCUAUUGAGUACAACAUAGGAAACCACUCAUGAAAUUUCAGUAGCCUUAUGGUUUAUGUAACUCAGAUACUACAUAAAUACUUACUAAAAUGUAUGCAAAAGCAGGAAACAAGAUAUAACUUCAGACUGUAUACUUUGUAGUACCACUUUGUGUACCAGCAAAUUGUAUGUAAAAAAGAUGAGGAACUCUG
Penaeus chinensis is the source of this 1801-nucleotide messenger RNA. RefSeq names its product serine/threonine-protein phosphatase 5-like (gene PpD3). The transcript has 10 exons. Gene Ontology annotation, molecular function: protein binding; protein serine/threonine phosphatase activity. The record is from RefSeq and is a predicted model, not a curated record. Gene Ontology annotation, cellular component: cytosol; nucleus. Lineage: Eukaryota; Metazoa; Arthropoda; Malacostraca; Decapoda; Penaeidae. The coding region runs from base 60 to 1508 and encodes 482 amino acids.